AGCAGGUCACAUGACGCCAGCGAACGUGUCAGGUGACUUGAGAGGCGAGCGAACGGGUCAUGUGGUUGUGAGGCCGGCUGCGGUGUCGGAGCCAAGGUCGGGAUGUCGGUGGACAUCAAGUUAAAACGGGCAAACAAAGUGUAUCAUGAGGGGGAAACGCUGUCUGGGGUGAUUAUUUUAUCCAGUAAGGAACCCAUCCAGCACCAGGGUAUCACCCUGACCAUGGAUGGAACUGUGAGCCUCCAGCUCAGUGCAAAGAGUGUUGGUGUGUUUGAAGCCUUCUACAAUUCUGUCAAACCUAUCCAGCUUAUCAGCAAUAAUAUAGAAGUAGUCAAGGCAGGAAAACUUCCCAGUGGCCGGACAGAAAUCCCUUUUGAAUUUCCACUGAAAGUAAAAGGCAGUAAAGUCCUCUACGAGACGUACCAUGGGGUCUUUGUAAAUAUACAGUACACACUUCGGUGUGAUAUGCGACGACCACUCCUUGCGAAGGAUUUGAUGAAGAACUGUGAAUUUAUUGUGCAUUCCCUGCCUCAGAAAGGGAGGUUAACCCCCACCCCCGUGGAUUUCAGCAUCACCCCUGAAUCCCUGCAAAAUGUUCGAGAGAGAACUCCACUACCCGGAUUCAAAAUCCGCGGCCGCCUCGACUCCACAAACUGCAUCAUCACCCAGCCACUGACUGGUGAGCUGGUGGUGGAGAACCUGGACGUGCCUGUCAAAAGCAUUGAGCUUCAGCUGGUGCGAGUGGAAACCUGUGGUUGUGCUGAAGGUUACGCCAGAGAUGCCACAGAAAUUCAGAACAUCCAGAUAGCUGAUGGCAACGUUUGCCAAGGUUUGGCCAUACCUAUCUACAUGGUGUUUCCCCGACUCUUUACCUGCCCCACGCUGGAAACAACAAAUUUCAAAGUCGAAUUUGAGGUGAAUAUUGUGGUGGUUCUCCAGGAUGAUCACCUGAUCACCGAGAAUUUCCCGCUUAAAAUCUACCGUUUCUGAAUUCUGCGUGGAUGGAGCUAUUGAUCUGGGGUCGUGCGGCACCCGUGUUCUCUAAGGACUUGGAAUACAUUCCAUUCUGAGAAGCUCACUUUCUACAAAACCUGGCUCUCAUUUUUUUGAGAACUGGAUAAUUUUCUUAUUUAAAACAAAAUAAAUAUUUGCACAUUUGACUUUUCCCCUUGAUAAAAUUGAUAAGGGAAAUAAUGCCAUUAUUAACACAGCUGGAUAGAGAAAGUGGUUUGUAAAACUUGAGAUGUUGGAGUUUCAAAAGGAAGAGUGCACAAAGUAUGGAUAGGGCACAGCUGGGGAUUUGCAUUUCAACAUUGCUCAUUCCAUUUACAGAUGCAGAGUCCCCGAGAGGACUGAAAAGAAAAAUCACUAGGUGAAAAUGUUUUCUAUUGAGUGUCAAUUGAACAACAUUUGGAACAGGAAAGGUUGAGAGGUAAUUUUGAUAGAAGAAUGCAAAUUUCAGUUGAUUUAGAGAAAGUUUCUAGGACCAGAACUUUGUUGUGGAGUCCCGAACCAAAGGGCACAGCUUCAGAAUAGAAAGAUGUCCCUUUUGAACAGAGAUGAGCAGGAAUUUAUUUAACCAGAGGUUGGUAAAUCUUUGGAACUUAUUGUCAUAGAAGGCUGUAGAGACCAAGUCGUUGGGUAUAUUUAAAGUGGCAGUUAAUAGGUUAUAAAUUAGUAAGGGUGUCAAAGGUUACAGUGAGAAGGCAGUAGAAUGGGAUUGAGGAGAAUAAUAAAUCAGCCAUCAUGGAACAGUUGAUGGGCUGAAUGGCCUAAUUCUCUUGUCUUAUGGUAAGUAGAAAAUCUGUUCAAACAUAGGAUCUGUUUACAUUAGUGGAUGAUUCAACGACACACUCAAUAGUUUUAAUGACAGAUUGUGUUGAUAUGCAGGAUGCCCCCAAUGUCGGCUACCCCGCAGUAUUAUACGACCAGCUACAUCAUGGUCGAUGCUCAGCUGGAGGGCUGAAAAAGUGCUAUAAGGAUCAGAUGAAGAAUGCUUUAAGGACGUGCAAGAUCAGACCCAAGGACCUGGAGGAGGUUGCUGCUGACCGUACCACUUGGCGACAGCUGUGUAGGAACAGGGUUCGUAUUCUGGAGAUGGAAUUAACAACCAGAAGACAGCAGAAGAGAGCCAGGAGAAAUGCAGCCAUGGUUGGCACCACUACCACAUAUACAUGUCCCACCUGCAACAGAGCUUGUGGGUCCAGGAUAGGACUGUAUCGUCAUCAAAGAUCUCACCGUUAAAGGAGUGGACGUCGUCAUCGGAUUGCGAUGGACAACGGAAGUGAAGUGAUAUGCAGCAGCAUUUUUGUAUAGUGUUACUGAUCUGCAAUGCAUUAUUUAAUUUCAUGGAGAAGGUAGAUUCAGUUAUGGUUUUAUGUAGGGAGAUGGAUAAAUAUUGUGAAGUAAGAAAGAUUCCAGGUGUGUUGAGGAAUUGCGAUGGAAUAGAUUGAGUAAUUGAGACAGGCGAGACAGCUGUACAGAAACUAGCACAAAACUCACUGGGUCAGCUGUCGGUGUGAACCGCAGUAGGUUUACAGUACAGGGAUUGAAACCAGAAUUUCUGUACUAAAAUACAAAAACUGAAACUAACAAAAAAUGAUUCUGAAAAGUAAGGAGUUUCAAUGCAGGUAAACUUGGGGGUGUUGCCAGGAUGAAUAAAGACAGUGUAUAUUUAUUGAAGAGUCAAAUAGGAACGGGUGUAAUGUAAUCAGGGAUAUGGACCCAUACUAUUAAGAAUGCAAAACCAGGAUUCAUUCCCACAGUUAUGGAACUCACAAUUUCUAAUACACCAGUAUAAGUACAUAGUUCUGACUCCAUAAUAUGAAAACAACAGCACCAGUCAUUUAUAUGACAGGAUUAGCUGUCUGAAAGUAUCUAAUGGGGCUAUUACCAAACUAAAAAUUACCGCAGUAAUAUCACUUCCCAAAAGCUUGGUUGAGGUGAUGGGUUUCCGGGCUGAGUCAAUCCUGUUUAAUGUUAUUUCCUCUGCACAAGUGUAAGGAGAGUAAAAUAAUCGUCACUCCGGAUCUGAUGCAGCACCAAAUAACCACAAAAGUCUUAGGUACAUGUAAAAGAAAGAUGCUUUCAAAAUUAAUGAAAUAAAUGGUUUCUAAAUAUCAAGAAAAUUACUAUAAAGAGCAGUAAAGUUUAAAAAAAAAUUAAAUCAAAUCAAUAUUUGGUGUGACUGUCCUUUGCCUUUAUGGGUGCACUGUGGUGCAGUUCAGUAAGGAAGUAGGAUGGUAGGUUGUGCCAUGCAUCUUGCAGAUUUUAUCACAAUGCUUCUGCAGCCUUUAGCUGUCAUGCUUUCUCCUGUCUCACCAGGUAAUCCCAGACAGCCUUGAUGAUUGUAAAUAAUUGUAUAAGGGCUAAGAGAGUUGUAAAGGAGCGCCUGAAGGCUUUAUGUGUCAAUGCAAGGAGCAUUCGUAAUAAGGUGGAUGAAUUGAAAGUGCAGAUUGUUAUUAAUGAUUAUGAUAUAGUUGGGAUCACAGAGACAUGGCUCCAGGGUGACCAGGGAUGGGAGCUCAACGUUCAGGGAUAUUCAAUAUUCAGGAGGAAUAGACAUGAAGGAAGGGGAGGUGGGGUGGCGUUGCUAGUUAAAGAAGAGAUUAACGCAAUAGAAAGGAAGGACAUAAGCCGGGAAGCUGUGGAAUCGAUAUGGGUAGAGCUGCGUAACACCAAGGGGCAGAAGACGCUGGUGGGAGUUGUGUACAGGCCACCUAACAGUAGUAGUGAGGUCGGAGAUGGUAUUAAACAGGAAAUUAGAAAUGUGUGCAAUAAAGGAACAGCAGUU
Messenger RNA from Mobula hypostoma (lesser devil ray), 3793 nucleotides. It is a transcript of the gene vps26c, whose product is annotated as VPS26 endosomal protein sorting factor C. Gene Ontology annotation, cellular component: endosome. The record is from RefSeq and is a predicted model, not a curated record. The transcript has 8 exons. Lineage: Eukaryota; Metazoa; Chordata; Chondrichthyes; Myliobatiformes; Myliobatidae. Bases 103 to 990 code for a protein of 295 amino acids. Gene Ontology annotation, biological process: intracellular protein transport.